This is a messenger RNA of Closterium sp. Yama58-4, 1467 nucleotides long. The record is from the annotation of a GenBank genome assembly. NCBI's taxonomy places the organism in Eukaryota, Viridiplantae, Streptophyta, Zygnematophyceae, Desmidiales, Closteriaceae.
AUGUUCGACCCGGGCGAGCUUCAUUCCCUCUCGCGCUCCAUCCACUCCCUCACGCACUUCACCAUUCACGAUUGCCCCCUGGUCUGCUGCCGCGCUGUGGCAGCAAUGGUUCGAGCCAACCCCUCCCUCUCCACGCUCUCUCUCUCCGGCACCACCUACCGUCUCUUCAGUUCCGAACCCCUCUCCACCGUGCUUCGCCUGUCGUCCCGCAAGCUUCAGACGCUCUCGCUUGCGGGUCUGCCGUCGUUCCGCCCGGGAAUGCUUGCGGGGUGCAGCAGCCUUGAGUCGCUCACUCUCCAACGAGCAGAGGGGUCGCUGGAAGGGCUGCUCGCCAUGCUCGUCCGGGUCGUCGAGGCACGGGGAGGGGCGGAACGAGAGAAGGCACGUGCUGUCGCACGACUCUCCACCGCUGCUGCUGCCGUCGGCACCUCAGGGAUACUCUCUGCGCAGCUUAUUGGAGAAGAGGAAGAGGAGGAUGGGGAGCUUGGAGAAGACACUCUGCUGUUCAUUGGCUACGAGGAGUACAGUGCUGCGGCAACCCCGAAUGCGGUUCACAACGGUACGGUAGAGUCAGAGGCAGGUGCCGGUGAGGCCGUGACCGUGAUGUCUCGUGAGGAGCUGCUUGUGGUGCUGGAUAGGCUUUUGGGGCAGCUGCGCCUGCGCCUCUCGUUCAUGCAUGAGACCGCUGAUUCGCUGCUCCAGUGGGAGAAUAAUGUGGAUUGGACUGAAGGGCUGUCAGCAGCAGCGGUUGAGGCGCCAGCAGCAGCGGUGCCAGGGGUGCAAGAGGAGGGAGCGCAGAGGGAGGAAGGUCAAGGGAGGAGAAGAAACGGAGAGUCAUGUAGCAUCAGCGCAGCAGCUAAGGCGCAUCAAGGAUCUGAAAGGGCAACGCCAGUGGAAGUGAUCUGCCCUUGCCUGGCCUCCCUGGUCCUGAAAAACAUCCAGUUUUCUCCUGCUUUUGAGCCUGCUUGGUUGCCUGGGUAUCUUCCCUCUACCUCCCCCCUCCUGGUUACAGUUUCCCGUACACCUCCUUGCUCCACAUUCCGUCCCUCAACCUCCCUUCUCUCCCCUGGUUCCACCCCAAGUGCUUCUCCCAGUCAGCAGCGGUGGUCGUUUGAGAGCAUCGCCUUGGCAGCUGUGUUUGGCGGGCUGAGGCGGUUGGCAGUGGUGCACUGCGGUGGGGUGGGGGAGGAGCAGCUGACCGAUGCCCUGCUGCUCUCAUGCCCUCUCCCCUCUCUCACUCACGCCACGCUGGUCUCAUGCACACAGGUUACAGCUGCAGGUGUUGCUGGGCUGCUUGGGAGUUUCCCGGGGUUGAGGUACUUAAAGGUGGAGGAGGAGAAGGUUCCUGAGAGGGCUCGGAGGAAGUUGCUUCGUGCUGGUGUCGUUGUGAGGGGGUGCGAGUUUGACGUUGGCCCUGGGUGUGGCCCUCUGUGCAAGGCGCAUCGUUGUAGCAAGGUUCUAAGGUAG